Messenger RNA from Pseudoliparis swirei, 6328 nucleotides. RefSeq names its product zinc finger protein 106b (gene znf106b). NCBI's taxonomy places the organism in Eukaryota, Metazoa, Chordata, Actinopteri, Perciformes, Liparidae. The coding region runs from base 532 to 4686 and encodes 1384 amino acids. The record is from RefSeq and is a predicted model, not a curated record. The transcript has 20 exons. Gene Ontology annotation, cellular component: cytosol; membrane. Gene Ontology annotation, molecular function: RNA binding; SH3 domain binding.
AGGCUGGAGAUGAACUUCCGGUGUCUUCUUCAGCCAACGAUUGGCCGAUGUGAAUUUUACGUCAAUUUACGUGAAAAAACAUGGCGGCCGAGCUGCAGUAGGUCUGUCUUGCCCACUGAAACGUGUUUGAUAAUUCUGAUAUAUUUACAGUUCAAUCUUCAUAUUUCUUCUGCAUAAUCUGUUAAGAAUUCCUCUAAACGGCUCGUGUGAAUUCAACGUGCGCGGUAACGGUUUCACGUCAGUCCCCCUCAAAGGUGAACGAUGGCUACUUUGACUCAACCACGUUGUGCUGAUGUUAUACGUUUGGACUCGAUGACUAGUGUUACAUCUGUUAACCUCCUAAAAUGUCUCCCUAAAGCCGAUACGAUGUAAAAUACCACCAACAGUCGUUAUCAUGAGGUGAUAUGACGCCAUUGAGACGGAGUUGGCUUUUAUUUAUCGCAGAACGUAACGCCCGCGCAAAGCUUCGUUGCACGUGUGCUUUUAUCGCCUGUUCUUUUUUUUUCUUUUCUUUUUUACAUCUGCGUAGAAAUGUCAAAAGUUCAAACCCCGCAUGGUAAGUUGGGUAAACACCAUGUGAAGAGGAAGAAGCAGCAGCCGCUCGACCCCUCAUUCAAGAGACUCAGAAUGGUCUAUUGUAUUUUGUGUCGCAGGUCUUCUUUGAAAGCGCAAGUCCAACACCAUGAACAUGGGAUGCUGCAUCACGAAGAGCUGGAGACAGUGCGGGACAUGGAAACAUUUCAUAAGUGUCAGGCAUGUAAUGCAUCCUUCAUGAGUUUAAAAAAGUAUGCUCAGCACGUCUCGACCGCUCAACACAAAGCAAAAUUGGACAGUUUGAUCAAGAGAAAUGUAAAACCUGUCCCUCUGAAAAAGACUCUGAGCGAACAGACCAUGGGCCGUCUCAAGGAGAAAAACAAGACACUAAAAAAAGAGGAGAGGAAAGCAAUGCAUAAGAAAAAAAAGAAAGAGCUGCAAGAAGCUGGUCAGGCUAAAAUGCGACAUGGAGCCUUGUGGAAAAACACAGGUGUGUCCAAAGUAGUGGAGCUGAAAACAAACAGUCAUGUGAACAUGCAGGAGACUCGCCAACAGUUAAGUAACAAUGCUGUUGUUCAAAACAAAGAGAACAAAGAGACCCGUCUGCAGAAGUCUCUUCACGAAAGAGAAUCGGCUAAUCAAAGCGAAAGAUUGGCUUGCUUCUCAGAAGAUCCCACUGGUCAAACUUCUCUUCAAGACCAGUCCACACAAUCAGCUCAGCAGCUGGGGUAUCAUGACAACUUUUCUCUCAAAAUAGAGCGCUCCCAAACAGACGGACUUGUCAGCAGACCGUACACAACCCAAGUAGGUGCCACUAAAAAGUCAAAACAAAUGAAAUGGUCUACAGACGCGGAGAAUAACUAUUACGACAAGCAGUUUGAUAGAGAAUUCACCAGUGAUGUCCUUCCUCAGGAAGGAGCCAUCAUCUUUGGUGAAGACCAGGAAGAGCUGGGACCUUCUCAGCCAGCACAACAAAGUUUGUCUCAAAUAGCUUCACCUGACGGAGCCGACAAUGCAGCUCCGAUACGCGAUGUCGAUGUCAGCGCGAUGCUACGGCAAAUCAGAAGAGCGCUGGGUGUGAGGGAGCCGUGUCGAGCCGACCGCGAAGCCCGAAUGCAGAACCGUAAAGCAGGUUUCCAGAUGGCUGAUCAUAACACCAUGCAACAAGCCGGAGCUGAGAAGAAGCAGCCAACAGGCGGCUCCGUUAAGAAGAACAAGAAGGAGGCGAUGCGUAACAUCACCUCUGCUGCAGCUGCAUCCGGGCAAUCCUCCCAGGUUGACAGCCCUGAACCUGCAUCCCAUUCUCGCGUUUCUCACUCUAAUAUUACUCCCCCUCAGCAAAAGGAAAAAACGGUCAAAAUGACUCAAGAAAUGACUCAACAUUGUGAGACGAGCUCAAGUGACUCAAAUAUACCAUCACAGAGCAGGGAGGGGGAGUCUCAGGAGCUCGACAGCGAGACCUCUCUCGGCCAAUAUCCGACCACAUCCUCCGAGUCUCACCGGAACAUCGCCCGCAAGGUUCGAAUUGCCCACAAAUCAGACAAAGUUCAGGGAGGAAAAGAGGCUAAGCCUAAACCAACUGUGGAUACAUUGCUUAGCUUAUCAAGGACCAAGAAUAAAUUGACCAAGAAGGCGGCGUUAAUACAGAGGAAAAGGAUGAAGCAGGAAAAAGCCAACGGCAUGCCCAGCUUUGGAAGCGAGUUGGGGAACCAACAAAGCUCAACAGAAGCGACGGGCCUCAACAGAAGUCUGGCAGAUGGGUUUCAAUGGGAGUCGUUCCUGGACGGUCCUCCAGGUGCACAUCGGACCAUAUUACCUCCUCCGCCCCAGAACACAGCAUCUACCGACCCUCACACAGAAGCACCGCCAGAAUCUGUGAUUCAGGAACCGUUGGAGCAGCCUGGUGCAGCACAGGAAAGCUGCAGCAGUCAGACGGCUGUUUCUGUGAAGGUGGAGCCAAAGUUAGAGUAUGAGAAUGGAGAGUUGAGCGCCGACGGUCGUUACUGCAAGAGGAAACGCAACGCUUGUGAUGGCAUUUCCGAUGAGCAGUCAAGUGGCAAAAGGAUGAAUACAAAGUCAAACAGUGACCACGGCCAAAUGGACCAGCUGUUGGCUGUUUCUCUGAGGGAGGAUGAGCUGAGUCACUCGUUGCAGGAUUUGGACACGUCUCUGAUCCAGGCCCGCAAUGCCCUGCAAGCUGCCUACACAGAAGUGCAAAGACUCCUGCUAUUGAGACAGCAGUUUACUGAGGAGGUCAACCGUCUGAGAGCCCAGCGCAUUGUAAUCCUGCAAGGGAUGCAAGGAGGAUACACAGAAGCAGAGAAAGCCACCACCUCAUCAGCAGGAGCUCCUGCUAUUGUACAUCCAAGACACUCUCCCCUUCCUCCCUUACCCUUCCCCACCAUCUUCAGCCAGCAACCACACCCAGCAGCUUCCAUUAGCCCCCUCGCCCUGCCAAUCAUGCCAGUCGAGCAAGACCUCUUCCAACCAGCCACAGUGGGACGGGCUAGUCCUUUAGCCCAAACAGUCUCCACUGACUCUGAUACACUUCAGGUACCUGCUUUGAAACCUUCACUGCUGCUUCCUGCUCCUACAACUGCUGUUGCCUCUCUCAAACUAGAGAGCUCUGAAUCAGCAUGUACAAAUAGUUUUUCCGAAUCGUCUGCCUGGCAGCAGACGGUGACACCAGUGAGAGGAGAAACGCAGUCAGCCGACACUGAGUCUGAAGUUAGUGAAAAAGAGCCAGCAGCCGAGACGCCAGUCUCCACUUUAGUCCCCCAAAAAGAACAAAUUGCAUCUGCAACAACAACCGACGAAGAGGAAGGCAACGAGAGCGACGCCUCCGUCGAAAUGAUGGACCCCUGGGAUCGGGUGGUCAUUGAUAUCGAUGCGUCGGACAAUGAGGAGGUGCCAAAUGUUCCAGUCCACCAAGAGCCUCCUCAAACGGCCGUCAGCAUGGAGUUAAAUUCUUUAAGCACACAGACAACGAGUGAUGUUGAGAGGAAAUUUGUGCCAGUGCAAGAUUCCAGUGCUGCUCUCGAAUGUGGGACGGAGGAUGAGGAGAUGUCCGUGGGAUCUUUUCUGAAUCACGCGGGCCCCGUCCACGGCCUCCAAGUUCACGAAAGCCACCUGUACACCUGUUCAGGGGACAACACGGCACGGGCCUACAAUCUGAUGAACAAAGAGUGCCAAGCCGUGUUUGAAGGUCACACAAACAAAGUCAACUGUCUGCUGGUGUCGUCGGUCCCAGACAUGCCGUCCCGCCUCUACACCGGGUCCAGUGACCAGACCAUCCGCUGUUACAGCAUAAAGACCUCAAAGUGUCUGGAGAAGAUCACUCUGACAGACAGAGUGUUGUGUUUGCACAUUGCGUGGAAGAUCCUGUAUGCUGGACUGGCCAACGGGUCAGUGGCUAGCUAUGACUUGAAGAAUCUGAAGCACUUGGAUGAGUUUGACUGCCACAGCCCGCGCGGUGUGAGCUGCCUGGGAACGGCACAGGAGGGCGCCCGCCGCGUGCUGCUGGUCGGCUCCUACGACAGCACCAUCAGCGUCCGAGACGCCAAGAGCAGCUUGCUGCUGCGCUCGCUGCAGGGUCACACCAAAACCGUCCUCUGUAUGAAGGUGGUGAAUGACCUGGUCUUUAGUGGCUCCAGUGACACAUCCGUUCACGCCCACAACAUCCACACGGGUGAGUUGGUCCGUAUCUACAAGGGUCACGGUCACGCGGUCACAUCGAUAGUCAUCCUGGGGAAAGUGAUGGUGACCGCCUCUCUGGACAAACUGGUCCGAGUUUAUGAGCUACAGUCUCAUGACCGUCUGCAGGUGUACGGGGGUCACGAUGACAUGGUGAUGUGCAUGGCCGUACAUAAGAGUGUGGUCUAUACGGGCUGUUAUGACGGCAGUGUUCAAGCGGUGAAGCUCAACUUGCUGAAGAACUACCGCUGCUGGUGGCAGAACUGCUCUCUGAUCUUCGGCACGACGGAGCAUCUUUUGCAGCACCUCGUCGGAGAUCACAGCAACCUGUACAUGCGCACGGUCCGAUGUCGCUGGAGAGGCUGCGGCGCCUUUUUUGACACAAAUCAGUCUGUUCUGCAGAAGCUGCCUGAACACAUGCUGAGCCACGUGGAGAACGACAGUAAAGUGCAGCCUUGACGGCGGCUGCGGUGAAGUUAUGCAGCAGAUUGAGAUCUGUUGAUAUUUUUAAAAUUCUGUUUUUAUUUACCAUUCAUUUCCAAUUGGAGAUGAUGUUUUCCUGUUAUGUUCUCGCUUUUUGAGGUGCACAGUGCAUGUCGUGGUCUUGUGUGUGCUGUGACCUCUGAGAGUGAGACGAGACGGACCACGGGACAUUGAUCCCUGUUGGAUGACCAAAUCGAGACGUCUCAAUCAGUCCUGUUGUUAAAAUAAUUACUUUCAGCUAAAGUCUUCAACAACUAAGACAUUCAUCCUGAUUGAAUGAGCUGAGUAAUUCAAUAGUAUAUUUAGUUUUCAACAUGGUUGGUGUGGUUGUGUUCAGCAUCUUUAAAUUAAUGUAUAUUGUUCAGAGAUGUCAUGAGUACAUGUGGAGCUAAUUACUCAGAACAUUUAAACAACUAUGCAGCACUAAAAUAAUCACUUCGGAUUAGCUUUGGCGAAGCAGCCUGGAGUGUGAACUGCCUUCAGAAUUUGUUUUGGCGAUUGACUCCAAGUGGAGGAGACGGGUUCUGAUGUUGUCUGAAUAUGUUGAGGAACAGCAAAGCCGAGAUGCCACAUUAGUGAAGUUACCCAUCAGCACCCAGUGUGUGACAUGGUCCGUCUGCACGGCACCGAUUGAGCUUUGCGCUCCUGUCACACUGUCUGACAGCGGACAGUUUUUAAAAAGGAGAACACGAUAUAUUUUCUUUAUUCCAGGAAUUCAUCUUCCUCGUUAAAACCUGCCGCCUACAAUACCCAUAAUGCAACAAGGUAGUCCUGUUAAGCUCACUUCUUUCUUCCACCACACCUCCAGAUUUUCAGACUUGUAGUUUACAGCCCAAAUAACAAAAUGUAUCACAUUUUGUGCAGCACUUAAACCACAAAACAUUCGGCUUUAUACUUGUGUUUUCACCUUCGAUAGAACUCCCUACACACUGUAAUGAGACUGUAAAGUAAAGACGAUGUGCAAGUGACUGACAUGUCUUUUAUUUCCACAACCUCAGAUAAGAGGAUCAUUUUGGGGUCGUUUUAAGACGGGCCAGAGCGCUGAGGAUUAUUCAGAAUGAUUUGUUUUAAUUAAAUCCUUUCUAAAGAUUCAGAAUUUGUCCUGAGGUCACUUCAGUGUGGAACGCGGCCGACGGCUCGCUGUGGAGAGAAACGGGCGUGACACGCUGUGUUAUUUACAGAGUGGGAAGCAAUGCCAGUGUUUAAAAUCCAUUGGCUAAUAUUAAGCAACAAUCCUUCUGGAUAAAGAAUAUAAAGUGCGUCUCUACCUGCCGACUUUUAAGAUGGAUGAUUUGAUUUCGUUCUUUUAUCAGAACAUUUGUGUUGUUCCCCAACAGUGUUAAGACAAUGUAUCUUUAUUACCAUCGUUCACACUUUCAAUUGUAUUCCUUGUGUCGACUGAACGGUUUGACGAGAACAUAUGUUUAGCAUCUUUACAUUAUAUGUACUUUUUUCCCAUAUCACCUUCAAAACGCUACUAAUUUGAAAAGUAGUAGUGAGAAACCUUUUUGUAUGAUAGUGUGUAUUUGAUUUGUGUUUAAUACCUACUGUAUGUGUACAGCAAUACAAAUGUAAUUGGAUUCAUGUCUGCUAUAUUCUAAAACAUACAAUACAUUCA